CGAAAGUUAUUGGAUUAGUUUUCUUAGUUCUUUAAAGUUUAUUUAGUCUUCAAUGAAUUCUUCGAUUUCCCGUCAAUAAAACGGAUAGAAGCUGCAAUGUUCACAGAGAUACAGAUUCCGGUACCAUGGGGUCACAUAUCCGCGCUUUGGUAUGGCGAUCGGUCGAUUCAACCGCUCAUCGCGCUACAUGGUUGGCUCGAUAACUCUGGCACUUUCGCGAAAUUGGCACCGUUGCUCGUCGAAGCCGCCGGCAGUGUGCUCUGCAUCGAUCUACCCGGACAUGGUCGUUCUUCGCAUCUACCUGCUGGAAUACUCUAUCAUAUCUCUGAAUUUAUACGCGUACUGACACGUCUAAUGCAAUAUUAUAACUGGUCGAAAAUAUCGCUGUUGGGCCACUCAAUGGGAGGCGGGGUGGCACUUUACUUUGCUUCCCUAUAUCCAAGCAAAGUCGAUUUGCUGAUUAGCAUUGAUGUGGUCAUAAGACGUUUUAGGAAGCCAGAUUUCGUGGUAAAAACGUUACGCUACACAAUGGAAAAGGCGUUGCGCGACAAUCAACGACUCGUCGAUAACACUUCAAACGAAGAACCACCAAGCUACACGUUUGCUGAAUGUGAGCGCCUGCUGUACGAGGCUUCCGGUCGUUCGAUUUUGCUGGAAAACUGUAAAUACAUUUUGGAGCGCAGCAUAAGCAAAUCGCGUAAAUUUGCCGAUAGAUAUUACUUUUCACGCGACACACGCAUCAAAUACUUAGUGGAUCAACAGUCCGAGGAGGCGCUCGGCAAAGCCAUGACUAUGCGUAUUUGUGCGGCAAAAUUGCCUUAUAUGGUCUUAAAAGGUGGUGCUUCAAGUAAUAUCGGUCCGGACGCGAUGAAGCUAAUCGGUUUGCUGACUGAGAAUAAUCCGAACUUUGAAACACAUCUGAUUGAUGACGGCUUACACCAUUUCCACCUGAAUCAGCCCGAAGCUACAGCAAAUUUGAUCAUACCAUUUCUGAAGCGCUAUCGUCCACAGCCACAGACCGACGGCGCGCAGUCGUAUGUUGGCAGUGAGUUGCGGUCAAAGGCUAAUUUGUGAACUUGAAUUUUCGGCUUUUAGUUUAAUUUGUAAUUAAAGCUUGUGGUUCAGUUAUUAAAUUGUGUA
Messenger RNA from Bactrocera latifrons, 1140 nucleotides. RefSeq names its product probable serine hydrolase. The transcript is spliced from 2 exons. The record is from RefSeq and is a predicted model, not a curated record. Gene Ontology annotation, molecular function: catalytic activity. NCBI's taxonomy places the organism in Eukaryota, Metazoa, Arthropoda, Insecta, Diptera, Tephritidae. Bases 97 to 1074 code for a protein of 325 amino acids.